This is a messenger RNA of Entamoeba invadens IP1, 1182 nucleotides long. RefSeq names its product actin, putative. NCBI's taxonomy places the organism in Eukaryota, Evosea, Mastigamoebida, Endamoebidae. Bases 1 to 1182 code for a protein of 393 amino acids. The transcript has a single exon. The record is from RefSeq and is a predicted model, not a curated record.
AUGUGGCGAACUAAAUAUAAAGAAAAUGAUCAUUUUAAAUAUCAGGAAAUGGGAGAAGAAGGAGAAGUACAAGCACUUGUCGUAGACAAUGGAUCUGGUAUGUGCAAGGCCGGUUUUGCUGGUGAUGACGCCCCAAGAGCUGUCUUCCCAUCAAUUGUUGGCAGACCAAAACAAGUCUCAGUCAUGGCUGGUAUGGGCAACAAGGACACCUAUGUUGGAGAUGAAGCCCAAUCAAAGAGAGGUAUUUUGACUUUGAAAUACCCAAUUGAGCACGGUAUUGUCAACAACUGGGACGAUAUGGAGAAGAUCUGGCACCACACUUUCUACAACGAGCUCAGAAUUGCACCAGAAGAGCACCCAGUCCUUUUGACUGAAGCCCCAAUGAACCCAAAGGCUAACAGAGAAAAGAUGACACAAAUCAUGUUCGAGACUUUCAACGUCCCAGCCAUGUACGUUGGAAUUCAAGCUGUCCUUUCAUUGUAUGCCUCUGGUAGAACCACUGGUAUUGUCAUGGAUUCUGGUGAUGGUGUUUCUCACUGUGUCCCAAUCUAUGAAGGUUUCUCACUCCCACACGCCAUCCUCAGAAUUGAUCUUGCUGGUCGUGAUCUCACUGACUACCUCAUGAAGAUCUUGACUGAAAGAGGUUAUGCUUUCACCACAACUGCUGAAAGAGAGAUUGUCAGAGACAUCAAAGAGAAGCUCUGCUAUGUUGCUCUUGACUUCAACGAAGAGAUGCAAAAGGCUGCCUCAUCAUCAGAACUCGAGAAAUCAUACGAACUUCCAGAUGGUCAAGUCAUCACCAUCGGAAACGAGAGAUUCAGAUGCCCAGAAGCACUCUUCCAGCCAUCAUUCCUUGGUAUGGAAGCAUCAGGUAUCCACGAGACCACUUACAACUCAAUCAUGAAGUGUGAUGUCGAUAUCAGAAAGGACUUGUACGGAAACAUCGUCUUGUCUGGUGGAACCUCUAUGUACCCAGGCAUCAACGACAGACUUGAGAAGGAGAUGGUUGCCCUUGCGCCACCAACAAUGAAGAUCAAGGUCAUUGCACCACCAGAGAGAAAGUACUCUGUCUGGAUUGGAGGCUCAAUUCUUGCCUCAUUGUCCACUUUCCAAAACAUGUGGAUCACCAAGGAAGAGUACGACGAGUCUGGACCAGCCAUCGUCCACAGAAAGUGCUUCUAA